Messenger RNA from Colletotrichum chrysophilum, 1380 nucleotides. RefSeq lists its product as uncharacterized. The record is from RefSeq and is a predicted model, not a curated record. Gene Ontology annotation, molecular function: FAD binding; monooxygenase activity. Gene Ontology annotation, biological process: secondary metabolite biosynthetic process. The transcript has 4 exons. Bases 1 to 1380 code for a protein of 459 amino acids. NCBI's taxonomy places the organism in Eukaryota, Fungi, Ascomycota, Sordariomycetes, Glomerellales, Glomerellaceae.
AUGGGCUCCCUUACGAAUAAGUUCGCGACCGCCGAUAUCAUACGGCGUGAACCGUCAUCUGGUCUCUCAAUUUUGGUUGUCGGUGGUGGCAUUGCCGGGCUUGGCUUUGCUAUCGAAGGAUAUCGAAAGGGCCAUGAUAUUCGCAUCAUCGACCGACGACCCAACUUCGACGACUACGGUGACAUUAUCGGCAUUGGAGAUUCCGUGGUGCACACUUUGAAGCAGUGGCCUGGCUUUCUAGAAGCUUGCUACCAGACGCCAUUUCCCCGAUCCUAUGAUGCAUACAAAUUUGACGGAAGUAAGAUUGGCAAGCUUGGGGAGGGUCUGGGCAUGAGCAGGUCGGAGUUCCAUUCGCUGCUGCAUCAGUAUGCUCUCAACAUCGGCAUUCCAAUUCGCUAUGGCGCGAAGGCGGUCGACUACUUUGAGACUGAAGACGAAGCUGGCGUUGAGCUUGAAGACGGAGAGAGGAUUUCUGCAGACAUCGCUGUUGCUGCGGACGGCAUUGGUUCCAGAUCGUGGCGAUUGAUAGCCGGCACCAAGGAGCAACCUAUAAGCUCAGGCUUUGCUCUGUUCAGGAGCACGUUUCCUGUUGAGUUGGCUUUGAAGAAUCCUUUGGUCGCUGAGGCUAUCGGGAACAUUGAAUGCGUCAGCCGACUCUUCUUUGGCUCGGGGGCUCAUUUGGUCAUGGGGAAGACUCCCAAAGAUAUGAUAUGGAUGCUUACCCACAAGGAUGACGGGAACGCCCAGGAGGACUGGGCCAAGCCUGCUGACCCGAAGGAUGCUCUGCCAUAUGUGGAAGGGUGGGCACCUUGGAUACAAGAGAUUAUCAAAAUGACGCCCAAGGAUGGAGUUGUGGACUUCAAGCUCAUGUGGCGCAAUCCGAGGCAGAAAUGGGUCUCUCCGAAGGCCAGGGUUGUUCAGAUCGGCGAUGCAGCUCACACCUUCUUGCCCACGUCGGCGAGUGGUGCGACCAUGGCACUCGAGGAUGCGUUCUCUCUGGCAGCUCUGCUUCAUCUAAGUGGAAGGACCGAUGCACCUCUGGCCCUCCGAAUUCAAAACAAACUCCGGUUCGAACGCGUGGCUUGUGCCCAGAAGAUGGGGUUCAAGAAUCGGGAGAACUUUCACAAUACGGACUGGGAUGCUGUGGCCAAGAACCCAUCAUCGAUUCUCAAGCAGGUUGAUAGAUGGGUUUCCGAACACAACCCUGAGCAGUACGCGUACGAUAGUUAUGACAAGUGCUCAGCUCACAUUCUCUCUGGAAAGCCAUUCCAAAACACGAACACGCCUCCGGGACACACCUUCAAACCAUGGACGGUGGAUGAGCUUCUGGCAUACGCUGAGCGAGGAGAGAGAAUCACGGAUGACGGAGAUUGGUCGUGA